AGGAGUUGGAGGUUAGACAGAAACUGGCUUUGACAGAAACUUCAGCUUCCUUGUUCCUUCUCUUUUUGUCUCAUCUGCACCCCAGGAAAGUAGUGGUGUCUACUGUCCUUGGGGCUCCAGCUGCCAUCCACCAAGCUCCCCUGACCCAUGGAUGAGCUCCGCCUGGCCAAGCCACAAUGUCCCUGGCGUCACUGCCUCACUGGCCUGUUCUUCCAGCUGCUGCUGGCCAUAUGCUUCUUCUCCUACUUGAGAGUGACACAAGACAGCCCGGAUGGGUCCUUUUGGUCAGGCUCAAUGGCCACCAGCCCUGUCCCCACAGCCCCUGAUGCCUCGACAGUGACCUUUGCCCGCCGCCCUCUACUCAUCCUUCUGUGGACAUGGCCUUUCCACAGGCCCGUGGCACUGUCCCGCUGCUCGGAGUUGCUCCCAGGCAUGACCGAUUGUCACCUGACCCCCAACCGCAGUGUGUUCCCAUGGGCAGAUGCAGUCAUUGUCCACCACCGAGAGGUCAGCUACCAUCCCAAGUCCCAGUUACCCUCUUCCCCAAGACCAUGGGGCCAGCGCUGGGUGUGGUUCUCCAUGGAGUCCCCAAGUCAUUGCAGGCAGCUGGCUGCCAUGGACGGCUACUUCAACCUCACCAUGUCCUACCGAAGUGACUCGGACAUCUUCACGCCCUAUGGCUGGCUGGAGCCGUGGCCAGGCUCUCCUGUGGAGGUCAUGGUAAACCUCACAGCUAAGACCAAGCUGGCAGCCUGGGCUGUGUCCAACUGGAACGGACAGUCUGCUCGGGUUAAGUAUUUCCAGGUCUUGAAAAAUCAUAUCCAAGUGGACGUGUACGGCAGGGGACACCUCCCACUGCCCAGCGGGGUCAUGAUGGAGAGGCUAGCCCAGUACAAGUUCUACUUGGCCUUUGAGAACUCUCUGCACCAGGACUACAUCACCGAGAAGCUCUGGAAGAAUGCACUGGAGGCCUGGGCCGUGCCUGUGGUCCUUGGGCCCAGCAGAAGCAACUAUGAGCGAUUCCUGCCAGCCGAUGCCUUCAUCCAUGUCGAUGACUUCCAUAGUCCUCAGGACCUGGCCAGGUACCUGCUCGAGCUGGACGAGGACCACGUCCGCUACCUGAACUAUUUCCGAUGGCGGGAGGCACUGCGGCCUCGCAUGGGUAGCUGGGACCUGGCAUUCUGCAAGGCUUGCAGGCGCUUGCAACAAGAGGACAGGUACCAGACGGUACCCAGCAUGGCCUCCUGGUUCACAUGAGGUGGCCGGCCUGGGUGUCUCUUGCACAGAACAGAUGUUCUCUGCUGGAAUGUCACCUUGGUUACC
Molecule: messenger RNA, 1323 nt
Organism: Jaculus jaculus (lesser Egyptian jerboa)
Lineage: Eukaryota; Metazoa; Chordata; Mammalia; Rodentia; Dipodidae
Product: 3-galactosyl-N-acetylglucosaminide 4-alpha-L-fucosyltransferase FUT3
Exons: 2
Coding region: 148-1257 (369 amino acids)
Cellular component (GO): membrane
Molecular function (GO): alpha-(1->3)-fucosyltransferase activity
Source: RefSeq, a predicted model, not a curated record